GCAGAAAAUUGAACACAAGAAUGGCAGGAUCAGGAACUGUUUUCACUUCUGCUUUGGAAGGGACGAACCAUGUUAAAUCCGAAACGGGAGAGAUGCUCACCAAGCCUUUCUUGGAUGUAUGCAAACACUUGCUGCCCGUUUUAGAUAAGUUUGGAGCUGCCUUUGCGCCUGUGAAAUCUGAUAUUGGUAACAACAUAUCGAGAUUGGAUUCUAAGUAUUCGUCGAACCCGUCAGAAUUCAACCUCUUGUACAGUCUAGUCCAGGUUGAGAUUGAAGCCAAAAAUGCAAAAUCCUCAUCCAGUUGCACAAAUGCUCUACUCUGGCUAACAAGGGCCAUGGACUACUUGGUGGAGCUGUUCCGGAAUCUGCAUGAUAAUCCAGACUGGCCAAUGUCCAAGGCUUGUUCCGAGGCCUACGGCAAGACCUUGAAAAAAUGGCAUAACUGGCUAGCUAGCUCAAGUUUUAGUGUUGGAAUUAAGCUUGCACCAGAUAGGAAGAAAUUUAUGGACAUAUUAGGUGGUGAAACACCUGAUUUGAAUUCUGACAUUGGUAAAUUCUGCACAAACUUCUCUCCACUGCUCCAAGAGAAUCAUAAGUUCUUGGACUCUGUUGGAAUGGACAAUGUGAAAGCUUGAUACAUCUAAAUGCUUGUUCAUUACAAGUUGUAUGUGUAUUUUAAUAUACCAAAAAAUAUAUAUAUAUAUAUAUAUAAUUCCAUUGGUUUUCUGUAAGCAUUGUUUGAUUUGCUACUAAAUACAGUUUCAUUUUCUUUACCACUUGCCUCAAUUGUAUAAAUCAGUCCUCAAAAACAGAGAGAGAAAGAAAUUACAAGUUUAA
Prunus persica (peach) is the source of this 837-nucleotide messenger RNA. RefSeq names its product glycolipid transfer protein 1. The record is from RefSeq and is a predicted model, not a curated record. Gene Ontology annotation, molecular function: ceramide 1-phosphate transfer activity; ceramide 1-phosphate binding. Gene Ontology annotation, biological process: intermembrane lipid transfer; ceramide transport. Lineage: Eukaryota; Viridiplantae; Streptophyta; Magnoliopsida; Rosales; Rosaceae. The transcript has 6 exons. Bases 21 to 635 code for a protein of 204 amino acids. Gene Ontology annotation, cellular component: cytoplasm; cytosol; membrane.